UAUGUUCCUUCUCUAGAUGCUCAAUUGACAGAUGAGGUCGAUUUCCACCCAAUUACUAGUAUGCCUGUUAAAAGGGGAGCCAGUGAGCCUGCAGGGAAGCAUUCACUUACCCCAAGUUUUAAGUCUGCAGUUGAGCCGAGGAGCAAGAGGCAUCAAAGCUCAGUCGAAGAAGAGGAAGAAGAUGAAUUGGGAAGUGCAGGUAAUUUCGAAUUAAUUUUUUUCUCUAGAUAAAGAAGUAGACAUAAACUUUCUUGUUAUUUUUUCAUUACUUAUAGCUUUCCGACUUUGUUAUUUUCUGUGGUCAAUAUUCAGCUUGUCUAUUUUACAAAUCGUAAAGAGUAAUGUGUGAGAAACUAUAAUUUAUUAAUUACAAGCAGUUUGCAAGUGCUGUGUGGUCAUUACUUUACAUUUCUUUUUGAUUUCAUGAUCAUUUUAUCACAAUGUCUAACCUUCUCUGGUUUUAAUGUUACAAAAAAUUAUUAUUGACCUUGGUCUUAAGAUCAGAAUUACAUGUGUGAAUAAUAAUAUUGUCUGUUUCACUUCAGUGAUUUGCUCCUCUCUUUAUUAUAACAAUUUCAAAACCUUAAGGUUUUAUAAUUGGCAGUUUCUUUAUCUUUUGCUUUGUCUUUAUGUUACAACUUCAAACAAACACUAUCUUCCAGCAACACUGAGAAAAGUGUGAAUUACUCUCUUGCUGUGAGAUUAAUAGGCAACACUCUUAGAUGAAGGGAAGAAAAACUCUUGAGGUGUGAGGAAGUUUGUUGUCAAUGUUUUUGUCAUUCAAGUUUGUAAAGUCUAUGUAAAAACAUUUUGAAUCCUCUUUAUCCUUUCUCACAAGUAGCAUCCUCGUAGGCUAGGUUGGCAUUUUGUUUUCCAUAUAAUAUGUAAUACUAAUUCCUUUAAGUACCAUGUAUCAACAUGAAGAUUUUUUGUUUAUAGUGUUUUGCUUGAAUUACUCUGAUAGGGUUACAAAAGCCUCAAACACAAGCUAUAUCAAAGCCUUCAAGUACUUUUUACAAAACGCGAAGGGCAGCAUUUGUCAGUGCACUUAAAGAACACUUCUGGGAAGCAGAAGGAACUGAAAUAUCUCAACAGGCAGUUUUAGAAGUGCUGCACUUGGAUCAAACACAGAAGGUCCAAGCCACAAAUGCUAUGAAGGAAGCCUUUCCUAACUGCCUGGUUGCUCGUACCCGUAAGUCUGACGGAAAGCAAAAGGUGACAGUGUACAAGAAUGUGGCCAAAAAAAAAUCGUUUACAUUGUCAGUGGAAGAGCCAUCUUUGUCAUUGGAUGAGACGUCCGAUAUCGCAAAUAUUAAACGGCUGAUUGCAAAUGCUUCGACAGAAAUUGAGUCCAUUAUUCAGCGCUUAAACAUUCAGUUAACAGCUGAAAAUAUUCAAAGAGAUGUUGUGCGUGCUUUGGUUGAUAUGCAAUGCAAGUUGCAGAGUAGGAUUCAAGAACUUUCGGGUACCUUGGAACAUCUGUAUGAAAGGGAAGUUCAGAGACUCUUACAAAGCCAGUCUCAAUGUGAUGUGCUUUGUGCAAAUGACAGAGCUGAACUCAUUAAGGAAAUGGACACUUUUAUCAGCUUUCUCAACAUUGGACUUGAGACACAGGAUUUGUCAGAAGUUGAUGUGAGUGGAGUAUUUAGCACACUACCUGUGAAUACAAGGGAGCAGUGCCCCCUCCUUUUUAAUGUUUUGGACACCCUGGUACUUCACAAAACUGAUGGAAGGGAGGUGUCAGAGAUGCGAGUACGAAGUGCUGUUCAUUCUCUAGCUAUAUUGGUCAGCUUGAAAAGUCAGAAAAUUCAAAAUGAUUUUAAAGUCUUGUUUACUUGUCUGUGUAUAUCCUUUGGAGCUGGUAUGCGAUUUAUUGGAAUGCUGAAUCAUCUUGGUUUAACUGUUAGCUGGGAGAAGGCAAUGAAGUUUUUUGACGGCCGCAAAGCUAAAAAACAAGAAGAAAUUUCUAAACAAACCCCCACAGAUUCUCCAGUAAUCUUAAUGUUUGAUAAUAUCAACAUGUACAGAGGAAAGCACAAACACUUGCGGCUAUUUAAGUACAUUGGCCCUGUGAUGUGGAACUUUACAGGUCAAGCUGUACUGAUUCCAAAUGUAGAGGGUUUAGAAAACAUCCUCCAAGACAAAGAUGCCUCAGUCAAACCUCAGAGGAAUGUGCUUCUUUUAAAUCCCAGUGACAUCUUUAUCCAGAGUGAUCAAGCAAAAACAGAUGUUUUGGAAAGUGCUGUUGAUGCUUUUUUGCUGGAAGUUCUUGAUGAUGCAUUGAACAAAUUGCCACCAAGCAGAAAAAAGCUUAAGGACAUGACUGAAUCAGAACUCAAUUCUUUCAUUUCAAAUGCUGACUGGAAUACUCAAGGGAGAUACAAGAUCAAAGUCCCAAAGGAUACUGACCUUGUUACUUGUAGAAGUCCAGUUACAAAGAGUAAUGUCCAUGUUUUACCUUUAUCUCUUGAAGAUAACAGCACAAUUGUUGGAACAAUGAGUAUUCUUGAUCAACUUGCAAUAGAUUUUUCAUUACCGAAUGAAAAGAAGGGUCCAGAGUACCUACCAUUUGAUUCUGUGUCAGGUACAUUUGAUGUUCACUCAGCUAGAUCUCACUUUGAAUUGCUUAUUAGUCAGCACAACCAUCAAAGUAAUAUGGGCGAGUUGGACAGGCAGUUGCGGAGCCGAGAAAGAGAAAUUGAUGGGGCUACUGAUGAAGAGUUGGAGACUGAAGAGGAGUGUCCAGGGGAAACUGAACAAGAUUCAACAGAAAGUUCCGCGACAACUCUUGAGGGUGAGCGUCGGCGGUUUGAAACAGAGGACAAACCUUUCUGGGAGGUCUUUAACUGUAUAUCUUCUAAGCUGUCUGACACAAUUGCAUCAAACAGUGAGGAGAGCUACCUGGCCUUUGUUAACAGCCCUGAGCAUCAACUAAAGGUAAAUGUAAAAGACCACUUAAAACGAUCUCUCCUUCAUGUCACUGUAGAACAGGGUCAUGAUAGUUUUGCUAAAUGUUUGGUUGACAUGGGUCUUGAAGUGAAUAGCAGAGAGGGAUGUGGCAUUACUCCCUUGAGUCUUGCAGUGUUACACAAGAAUACAGCCAUUUGUAAAUUCCUAGUGGAAUCAGGAGCAAGAUAUUCUGGUCCGUUGUUCACAAGUAUUCCCUCUCCAUUGUGCAUGGCUGAAAGGCUGCAGCAUGCUGAAAUUUUGCAGAUAUUUUCUGAGGAUCAGGAUGAGUCAGAAGAGGAAAAUGAAUUGAUCCGUCUGAUUGACAGCACAUUUUCUAAAGGUGGCAUUAAUGCAGGGGACAGUGUUGACACUCAAACAGAGGUUAAUCGUUCUUGUCAUGGAUUUGUCACGCCUGUCGUUGGGGAUGUAGGAACUUGCAAGACAAACAGUGCUGCUAUGUCCAGGUCAGGUUCCUACAAAUGGGUUGGUCUUUGUCCUGGUGACCUUCACAAUAAAGGCUACUUUUGUGAAGCAGCAUUCAAAGUCCAUGGGUCAUCGGGUCUUCAUUACAUCCUGCUAGAGGUUAUGAAAAGAAAGAAAUUGACCUCUGAAGUAUUUAAGAACAAGAAAUUUCAGGAGAAUAACCUCAUCCAAGUAAGGGAGGCAAUCCGUGAUGUCUGCAAGGCCUAUGGUAUUGCUGCAGCUUUGGAAUUUUCAGUGAAUGAGUCAUUUCCAGUUCAGCAGGAAUUGCGGGGUGCUGCGGAUGUGAGUACGUUGCUUUUGGACAAAUUUAAGGACUGGAUUUCAGAAUCAUCUGAAAAUGAUGUUUCUUUCGAGCACCGGUCAACCACAUUUCUUGUUUAUGGUCCAAUUCAGAAAUUGUAUGAUGCAUCUACUGCAUACGGAGAUGGCUAUGCACGUGAAGUUGUGUACCAAGCACAAUUACCAAUUUAUGCGCAACUUGGAUUUAGAAAUUAUUACACAGAAGUUUUCCGUCAUGUUGUCAAUUUUCUUGCAAAAUGGCCACUUGCAACAAGAAGGUUAUUGCAGCAGAACUGUUCUGUCAACCUUAGUGGGAAAAAAGGACAUGGUAUUGAGCUUGAUGGUUUUGUAGAAUCGGAAGUUGUGCAGCCCCUAAAGAAAUAUGCUAGUGGACACACAACUGUGACCAUGUGUGAAAGACUGAUGGCGAACAUUGACAUGUUGAAAAUGGUGAGAGCUUCCUACAUGGGUAAAGAUGGAUUCGAUGUGCAUCAUACAUCACGACACUCUGAGCAAACAGCCUUUCCUGAUCAGCUUAAGGGAGCAUGGUUUUGUCUCCAAAAAGGAUUUUUCACAAACAGCGGCCGCAAGGAAGUGGAAUGCUACCCAGUCGAUAAGAAGGGAAGCACAGAAGGAAAGAUUCCCAAGAACCUUAUCAAUGUGGUGGAAAAGGGACAGGCAAAAAUAAAAGAGAACUUUAAGGCAAAGCUCUUUGAGAGCUUUCCAGAUUUAAGGUAUGAAAUGUUGUCAUCAUAAUUUGUAAAACCCACACUGUUGUAAAGUGGAGAAUUGCAUUGUUGUAGGUACUUAAGUAAUGAUUGCAAACGGAAAUAUUAUUAUUAUGCAGAAAAAAGAGUAGAAUCUUGUUAUUAGGAGUUGCUUAAUGGUUUUUCACCGGUUGCAAAUUGUGUAUUACAGAUUAAAGUAACUUUCAUUUUGCCAUGUAAGUGAUUUUAUGAAAGGUAAUGGAGAUGCAACUUUGAAUUUGAUUUGAACCUGACAAAAAAAUUGUUCUGUAAAAUUGUUGGGAGUUCUUACCCCUUCCCAUGUCUUAUUAAGUACCGCAGGAGUUUGUGCACAGACUCAAAAUGUAGAAGACCCUACAAGACUCCAUCAUAAUUAUACUGUGAGGGUGAAAAGGUUAAAGAGGAGAUUUUGGAUGUUGAUAUUCACAUUAACCUUCUUUUGUCUCAGCCAAUGGGACGGUGUGCUUUUUUCUCUUCACAUUCUACAUGUACCAAAUGCAUGUUAUCAUAGGCUCCUGGCUGGGAACAGUCAUGCUUUUAGCUAUCUCGUAACAGUGUUCUGUUGCAAAAUCAACAACCAAACUCUUCAC
Porites lobata is the source of this 5047-nucleotide messenger RNA. NCBI's taxonomy places the organism in Eukaryota, Metazoa, Cnidaria, Anthozoa, Scleractinia, Poritidae. The record is from the annotation of a GenBank genome assembly.